This is a messenger RNA of Morchella sextelata, 750 nucleotides long. RefSeq lists its product as uncharacterized. The record is from RefSeq and is a predicted model, not a curated record. The transcript is spliced from 3 exons. Lineage: Eukaryota; Fungi; Ascomycota; Pezizomycetes; Pezizales; Morchellaceae. The coding region runs from base 1 to 750 and encodes 249 amino acids.
AUGGCACCCCCGCGCUCCGUGGCAGAUGCCACCCGCUUCACCGCGACCGGACCCCACGCCUUCACCCGCGCACCCCCCAGCAGCGGCAGCGCCAGCGGCGGGGAGACGCCCCAGCAGCGCGUGGCCCGCCUCCGCGAGGCCGCUAACAGGGCAAAGAUGGACCAGGUCGGCACGUUUGACCGCAUCGUGGACCGCGGCCGCAUCUGGGCCGACAGGGCUCACAAGGUUGUUGCCAUUGGGCUUAUUGGAGCUACAGUGCUUUGCGGUGGUAUCACGAUCUUUGCGUUUACGGACAUGGUGAUGUUUGCGAGGAGGAAGAAGCGGGCAUAUGCCGAAGAGCAACGCCACCUCCAAGAAACGCAAAAAGAGUCCCAAAUCCUCGCCGCCGUCGCCUCCGGCACCGACGAGGCCACCGCCCGCCACGAAGUCGACCUCGCCCACGAGGUCCGCAAGGGCAAGCCCGUCACCACACGGCUGAAGGAAUGGGCGCUGAGCGGGCUCACGCCGCCCGAGAAGGAGGCCGUCGCCGUGGAUGGGCGCGAGAUUGCUGCUGCCACGGCGGCGGCGGGGGGGCCGGUUGUGACGGCGGUGGGAACCCCUGUGGGUGCUGCCUCUCAGAGGGUUGGUGGUGGUGGUGUGCCGAGAGAUGAGAUGCUGGAUAGACCGGGUGCUGAUGAUCUUGUGAAGGGGGGCAAGGCGCAGGGGGGGAGCACGGGCAUGUUGAGUAGCAUCACGGGGUGGUGGAAAUGA